AUGAAGUACUUCGCAGACGGCCCGGCAUGGCUCAACGACACUAUCGCCUUUGCUGGGUGCUACGCGGCUGCGCAAACGACCGACGGAGCUGGGCACAGCAAGGGACCUGAAGCCAACGCUCGAGCAGCCCCGGCGGUAUCUACGCCCAAGUCCACGGAAAUGCCGCCGAGGGUCACGGUCAUCAAUGCCAUGUACUAG
Messenger RNA from Metarhizium album ARSEF 1941, 198 nucleotides. RefSeq lists its product as uncharacterized. The record is from RefSeq and is a predicted model, not a curated record. The transcript is spliced from 2 exons. Lineage: Eukaryota; Fungi; Ascomycota; Sordariomycetes; Hypocreales; Clavicipitaceae. The coding region runs from base 1 to 198 and encodes 65 amino acids.